AUGACAACCUCUCAGCCUUCUGCCAUAGAUCUUCUCAUUGAGCAAGUGUCACGUCUCACCACUCGCAUUGAUGAGCUUUCUUCAGAGGUUGCUUCCAUCCAGCAAAAACCCUUGCUUCAAUCAUCGUUUCCGAAACAAGCUCCCAAGAUUCGGUUGGACUAUCCUCGUUUUGAUAGGUCCAAUGCGUUAGAUUGGAUUUUUGUUGUUACUCGUUUUUUCGACUAUCACCAAACCCCAGAAGCCGAUCGUCUUCAGAUCAUUUCUUUCUACAUGGAUGGUCCCGCACUGAGUUGGUUUCAGUGGAUGGAGAGAAACCAUUUUCUUCGUUCUUGGAAGGAUUUCUUACACUCCUUGAAAACCCGCUUUGCUCCAUCUCAUUUUCAGAACGUUAAGGGACGUCUCUGUAAGCUUUAUCAGACUGGGUCUGUUUUACAAUAUCUUAAUGACUUUGAAAGCCUUGCAAACAGGGUCACCGACGUUCCUCCUUCUUUUUUGCUUGAGUGCUUCAUUUCGGGUCUUCGCCCUGACAUUCAGCGUGAGGUGCUCGCCUUCCAGCCGGUGUCGUUUUCGGAAACGGCGGAGUUGGCCAAACUUCAAGAGGAUAAAUUUCACUCGAGCGUCCAGCAUCAGCAUCAACGGAGUUCCACUAUACCCGUUUCCCGUGUUCCACCAUCGAUACAACGUCAAGCUCUCCUUCCUCCACCAGCUACUCCAACUGUUCCAUUUAAGCGUUUGUCAGCUUCGGAAAUACAAAAUCGUCGUGACCGUGGAUUAUGUUACAACUGUGAUGAAAAAUAUAACCCCGGACACCAUUGCAAGUCUCGCUUCUUUCUCCUCGUACAUGACGAUGAGGAAACUAUACCUUCCGAUCCUCCUCCCGAUGACUCUAUUGAUUCCACUAUACCAGACUCUGCUCAGUUGAGUUUAAAUGCGUUAUCAGGGCAUUUUAAUUCGAAGAUGUUUUGCGUCACUGGACAUAUAUUGGAGCAUUCUGUUCNCAUUCUCAUCGAUAGCGGUAGUUCUCAUAAUUUCCUUCAAUCUAAGCGAGCCCAUGAAUUGGGUCUACCUUUUCAAUCUACGAAACCACUAUCGGUGAUGGUUGGCAAUGGCCACGCCUUGACUUGCUCUCAGAUUUGCACUCAAGUUCCUCUCUUAAUCCAGAAUCAAGCGUUUUUGGUGGACUUUCAUUUAAUUGAUCUUUGCGGGCCUGAGGCCGUGUUGGGAGAGCAAUGGCUUCAGAGUUUGGGCCCUGUUUUAACCGACUAUGAACAGCUUACCAUGCAAUUUACUUGGUCAGGCCAGAUGGCCAAAUUGAUCGGUGACGUUCAUAAUGACUCUGUGCCCAUUUCGGUUCAUCAAUUGCGUAAAUUGUCCAAGUGGGGCCAAAUUGCUGAAUAUUUUCAUCUUACCAUACUAUCGACUAUGUCAGUCUCUGCUGCAUAUUUUGGUGUGGUCCCCAUUGAUAAUCCAGAACUGUCCAUUCUAUUGAAUCGCUUCCAAUCUUUAUUUGAGGAGCCUUCUUCCUUACCCCCUGAACGGCCCACUGACCAUGCUAUUACUUUACUGCCCAACUCUGCUCCUGUUAAAGUUCGCCCAUAUCGCUAUCCUUAUUCUCAAAAAUAA
This is a messenger RNA of Vigna radiata var. radiata (mung bean), 1623 nucleotides long. RefSeq lists its product as uncharacterized. The transcript has a single exon. The coding region runs from base 1 to 1623 and encodes 540 amino acids. The record is from RefSeq and is a predicted model, not a curated record. NCBI's taxonomy places the organism in Eukaryota, Viridiplantae, Streptophyta, Magnoliopsida, Fabales, Fabaceae.